AUGAAUAACAUACCUAAGUCAACCGAAUUCUGGAACUCUUUGUUAAAUUCUGGCGACGAUUUCUGUGGGCCCGAAGUUUCGAGUCGUGAGGAUGGUGAGUGCUUCAAAUUUCUGUCUAACAAAACGAUGGCGUCUGUUUGGCGUGAAGCCCCUGAUUUUGAUGCCAACAACUCCACCCCUUCCAUCAAGGACUUGCCUCCGGAGUCAUUAUUUCCUGAUCUAUCACUUUCUUGGAGUGCAAGGCCCUUUAAUAAGUUGUGGAGCCCUUCGGGGGUUACAAGCGUUGAUUGGUCAGUGUCUUCCAAAAGUCCGUGGCAGAAUGACACUUUUGAAAACGAUAGUAACAAAUCUCAAGUGGCUGCUUCUUUCCAUGCUACAAACCCCACUGAUGUGCUUUCUACCACGUCAUGUGAUAAUGUCUUUCAAAAUAUUUGGGCGACAACGUUGGAACGACGUUCUUUAAUUGGCAACACAAAUCCAUCUGAUCCCGAGCCUGGUCGCACUGGAACUGUAGCUGCAGAGACUUCAGUGCUUUCCACCAAUCAGCCUCAUUCUUCUACUCAGGAAUUAUUCCAAGAUCAGCGAAAUAUUCAACAUGAUAAACCUGUUAUUGCAGUUGUCGAUAAAGUUGCUAACGAAGGUCAUAGUGAUAUAAUUAGCCAACUGAUUAAUACUAAUGAGGGUUGGGGUUCGCGGGGCAUCGACCAGUCAACCCGCUGGGACUCCGCGAUGGGAGAGGAAGAAUCAACCACUGAUGGAGCACAUAACGGACUUGUACCUGUUUUCCUUACUUCCCAUCAACUCUCUAAUCGCCAACAAGAGUCAAAUGUCUGGACAAAUGAGCCACCAACUGGGACGGGUAUCUGGGAAUUACAUUACGAACAAAUGGCCAACAAAACUGCACGUUGUCAACAACAGGAACAUGAAAUUCCUCAAUCUGGAGGUCGUAACACAUCUCCUUCUUCUUCUUCAUCACCGCAUCCUUUGAAUGCCGGCCCUUUCAUCCAUCAACAGCCAAUGCCUCAAAGUGGUGGUGCUGACUUUGGAUUUUGGGGCAAUCGGGCUGGUGGAAGACUCCAGGGUCACGUGGCGCCUCCGUUGUCACAUUUUGACAGUUCCGUAGCGAAUACUUUCGCGUCGGCGUUUCGCCGGCCAGUUUUGGGUGGAUCCUCUUCAAGUCGGCCGUCAGAUGAAAGUAGACUUUGCGUGGAUACGAACUGGUCUGGCGGAACGGGUUGGCCGCCCAUCGAUAGUAAUGAUAAGACAACCUGGAUGUCCGUUGCUGUCAGUAGAUCAGGGCCCUUUUUUCCUGCAUCCGACGACUCGGACCAGCAGCCGCAAAAUUCAGAUAGCUGUGGGUCCACCACGCCAGGGGUUCACCCCUACAGCCACACAUAUCGAGCUGAUCUCGUUCGUUAUUUCGUCCAACUGGGAUACCGCAAAGAGGAAGUUCAGGCUGUCCUCAUCGAGUGCAAUAUGGACAUUGAUCGAUCGUUGGCGUUACUGCGACAGCGUUACCGUGGCACGGGAAUAUUCCGUCCUCCACUUUCUCACAGAACGUUGUCAUCUUCUGGACAAAUUGGACCGCCUCCUGUGUUUGGACGUAGUGUUUCGGGACUACCGGUUCGCCCCUCUACCGGCGGCUGCAAAGGCAUGCCAGUGAGUUCGCAUUCUUUCACAGCCCUCAACAACGGCAAAAUGCCCGGGCUGGGGCAGGAUUCUUUCUCACUGUCUCACUACUCAUCCCUUCUGGGUUUGCCACCACCUCAGGAGAACACGCCGUCCGCUUCCUCCAACACCGCUGCCAUCCGUGGACGCGUUGGUCACUGGCCACCGUCGCCCACAGCCAACCCCUCCGUUUUUCCGGGUGUUGCAGAUCUACAGAAGAAAAGACAGGAAAUUGUGCGACAGAUGCAAUUAUACCGCAAUAACGCGGCUCUCUGCUCACAACCACAGUACACAGCUCUUCUCAACGAGUUAUCUGCCCAAUUACAACACGUUGAAUCUCAAAUCUGUGCCAAAGAGGCCGCUGGCUAUUCAUCAGCUGCCUUGUGUGGAGUCGUUGACGCCCCCGGCGCCGACGAUGAUGGGCGCUCCUUCAACUCCGCCUCCCUUAACCAGCGCCUCCACGACAUGCGGAUUCUUGGCGGCGGUGGUGGUGGUGGCGGCUCUCCGUGCAACAACAAUCCGCCCUCUCCCCGUUCCGGCUACAAGCCCCCACUGAACGGUUUUCGAAACCCACGUGGUGGCGACGGCUGGCUGCUGAUUCGUUGUCCUCCGACGGCAACUGCUGCGUUUGAAUCCAUGUUAUCACAGAUGCCGGGUUUUCUACAAUUCCACAAUCUAGAGAGUCGUUGCAUGUGCCUGGCUCGUUUUAUCUCCUCCGAAACUGCGAUGGAGGCGGCUUUUCAUUUGGGUGUCGGUGGUAGCUCCACAGUCGCCGUAGAUCCCAUUGCAGAGCGCUACGCUCAAGUUCUCCUCAUGGAUGCGAUGGCCGCAGGAAAAUAG
Mesocestoides corti is the source of this 2508-nucleotide messenger RNA. Lineage: Eukaryota; Metazoa; Platyhelminthes; Cestoda; Cyclophyllidea; Mesocestoididae. The record is from the annotation of a GenBank genome assembly.